UAAAAAAAGAUGGCAUACAAGGGCGAAAUUAUCACCAGACCGUCAAAGACACUGUGAAUAUUACAUGGAAUAGUGAGCAUCUGCAGUUUCAAGCAAUUAUUACGUAAAUGGGAUGGAUGUGUUAGCACAAUGACUGAAGGUUACUCAACAAGAGAAGCACUGUCAGUUCUGUAUGAAGAGCUCACCCUAGAGGUGGACAAGUAUGAGGAGGAGACUAACAUCAGGAAGUGGAGGAGUUAUCUGUCCCUGUUCCAUCAUACCCACAUCAAGUCUGCCUUCCACUGGACAAGUCUGGUGCUUUUGCUGGGCCUCUGUAUUGCUCUCUUCAUUGCAUUUAUCAUCGCCAAUGUUAAUGAUGAAGGCAUUAGUGGACAUGGAUGGUGGAUGGCUGAAAUAGUGGUCAUCCUAUUAACAGUGGCAACCAACAUCUGUUUCAACAUUUGGAAUGGCAAGAGAGCCCACGAAGAACUCAUAUAUGUCACCCGACUGUCCCUAAGAAAACUAGAAGAAUGUAUAGACAACAACACUUGGAACAGCAGUAACUACCCAACCCUGCACGCCCCCAUCUCUCCCUGUGUCUCCCUCCAGUGGACCAUCCGCGACAAGGAGGUUGUAAACCUGCCCACCACCCUGCUGGUACAGGGUGACAUCAUACUCCUUAGGCCUGGCCAGGAGGCUCCAGCUGAGUGUCGAGAGGUCGAGGAGUCCAGUGAGGGGCAGGACACUAUUCUGAAGAAGGGAGAUGUGUACUCACCUCAGGGCGAGGAAUUCACAGAAGAGAUUAAGGAUCCUCAUGGCAAAUCACCCCUCACUUCGAAACAGUUUGUACUUCAGGAAACUCCCUUCAUCAAACAUAUCAGACUUAUUCUAGAAGACAGUGUAAAGAGACCAGUCAGUAACACAGAAAAGGUGCGCUAUAUCAUCUGUUCAAAGUGGCUAGAGCACAGAAUUCUGUCUGUUGUGGUGAUUUUGGUGUUGAUCACCAAUGUUGUGCGCUUGGUGUAUCUCAAAGGUCACUCUGGACAUUGGGCAGAAAUGAUCCUCAUCUUGCCUAGUCACACCCUGCUCCCAUUACUUCCCUUACUGUUCCCUCUGGCCUGGCGUCUCCUCAACUUCUACGGCCAGGCACGGGUCUUUGCUGUAUUCAGUGUUUCCAAGGAUACAAAGGUUACCUGUGAGGACAGCUUCAGCACCAACAGUACCAUAUCUGUGGAUGAGGCAAGAGUGAACAUGGACUGGACACUGGUCAGAGACUGGUUCUGGCUUGUGUUAUCUGGUCGUGCCCCUGCACCCACACGACGAGUCAACAUCUCCCAUAUCCUUGGCUCUGUCACCUCCCUGUGCUGUGUUGACAAGAAGGGCCUGUUGUCCUGGCCAAACCCGAGCGCUGAGAAAGUCUUUUUUCUGUCCUCAUACAACAAGGACAACCCGACUAUGGAUCUUUCAUCCUCUGACACUGACAAGAAAAAGGAGGGAAAUGACACCAAGCCUGCCCUCAUCAAAGCCUACGAAUCUCCAAGCCAUGUAGAAGUCCUGGACCUGACUCAUGACAGCAAGAAUGUGUUUGGGCUGCGGUUUGAUGAUCCUACUUGGAAGAACCAUAUGAACUCUCUGAAGCCCCUGGGCCUGAACAUUCUGCUGAACACCUGUAAUGCUAAGACGGUGGAGUGGUACACCCAGUUCACUGACCAUGUGUCAUCUGAGGCACUGGAGAACGAGGAAACAGUUGCUGUGGUUAACAGGAGAUGUCUCUGUGAAUUGGCCAGACAGAUCGGUUUCUCAGAAAAAGCCAUGGACAUCUUCACUUUAGAACGUAUACUGGGCAUGUAUAAACAUGUGCAUCCUGAUGAGUCGGCCAAGGAGAGACUACACAGGGCCAAGUCUUUCAUACAACACAAGAUCCCAAUGCCCAACCUGGUUUCUGUUGUCGUCAGGGAGAAAGCCUCAGGUUUAGGCCAGGUAUUAUCCCAGGGUACUGCUGACCUGCUGCUGGGAUGCUGUAGUGACUACUGGGAUGGAGAAGAUAUCAGCAUCCUCACAGAGAAUGACAGGAAGAAGAUCCUGGACUUCUACCACCGGACUAGCAUGGCAUCGUACUGUACAGCAUUCUCCUACCGUCCACUCACCCAACACAUCUCCCCUCACUUAGAUAACCUGUACAUACAGCUGUCACAUUGUGGCGAAGUCAUCUUCAACUCCUGCAGCGAGACACCAAGGAACUCCAAUACGGAUUCCAAUGUGGACUUAGUGCAUGAGACACGCCUGCUGAGUGACAGUUCACGUGCAUUCAGUGUAGACUCCCUGUUUGACACGACCAGCAUCUCCUCCAUAGAGGAUAUUCCUGGCUGUUGUCAAGCCCAAAACAACCAGAUAUUCAUAGGAAUGGUAUCUAUGCAGUACCAGGCAAGACAGGAAGUUGUGCAACUAAUUGAAAAACUGGAAGUGGCCUGCAUCAGAUUCGUUCACUUCUCUCAGGAGAAUGAAGUGAGGAGUAGGGUUUUUGCAGAGAAGAUGGGUCUAGAAGCUGGAUGGAACUGUCACAUAUCCAUGUUGUCUGAUCCUGCCCUCAAGGGGGAAACAGUGGCUUCAUCUGCAGCUGACCUGCCACACCGCGUGUCUCGUUACUCCAGCAGGAACUCGUCCGACACAGUCGCCAAGGAUACAAACAUGGUGUCCUCCAACUACAAACAUUCCCAGGAUUCCAUGCACUCGCGCUGUCAGAGUGCUCCCAGCAUUGUCAACUUAAACUCCUCUCAAGUAAGAUUUGAGAUGACAACUGAUACAUCCAGUAGUGAACCCCGGUCUCCUCGAGUGUAUAUAGGGGAGAGAACUCCGUUAACAACAGAUGGGGAAGAUGAGGACGAAGUUCUGUUUACAAACACAGAGCUGUCCAAGAGCUACAGUAGCCAGUGUAAUACAAACCAGGACCUUGACAACAUCACAGACAUAGAGAGUCGUCAUGCGUCUAGUUACUUUACAGAGAAUACAGACAGUCUUACUGGGGCCUUGGACAACAGGGCUAAACUUCCUCGGGGUAUAGAGAACAUUCGACCUCAUUUACAGACUGUUGAUAAUGUCCCCCUUCUAGUCAACUUAUUCACAGACUGUACAUCUGAAACAACACAGGAGAUGAUGAAGAUCAUGCAGGAGUUCGGGGAGGUGGUGAUGUGUGUCGGCAGCUCAAACAACAUCAACAAUACUGCCAUUUUCCUACAGGCUGAUUGUAGCCUGGCCCUGGAGCCCCUAUACCCCCAGGUGUGUGCUGUGGACUCUAUGAUGACCAAGCCCUGGAAGGAGGACCAGCUUACUCCUAUGCAGCUGGCCAGUACCCUCAUCAGCAUUCCAUGCCCUCUGACUUUUAGGAAGGAGGACAACAUCAGUCUCAUCAAGCUCAUUGCAGAGGCACGAUCAUUUCUGAUGAGCAGCCGGAACUGCUUUUACCUGAUGUUGUGUUACCACCUGACCGUGAGCCUGGUCCAGCUGCUGGGCAGCAUGGUGUUGCUGCCCCCUGUCCUUGCCUCUCAACAUCUUCUCUGGAUUCUCUUCAUUGUCAUCCCAUUCCUCUCCUUAAGCAUGAUGGGAUUGCCCGUCGAUCCUCGUGUGAUGAACAAUGCUACCACACACAACUCUGAGUAUAUAACCAAGGAUGUGGUGCAGCAGUUCCUGCUAUAUUUCGUGACGAGAUUUGUACCAGCGGGCCUGGUCUGUCUCCUGUGUUAUGCCCUUACCCUCCACUCUUUCUGUGCUGGGGAUCACACCCCCCAACCUUCCUGUGCAAUCUACGUUUUUGGUACCAAUAGCAGUGACCAACUGUGGUAUGACAAGUAUUCCGGGGGCCUGGUGCUCGCCCAAAAUGUCUUCACCUUUUAUCUCGUCUUUUACUUUGUUGUGAUAUCUGUGAGUUUUGUCCACUGGUCAGACCACAUCUGGCAGCAGAACCCCCUCACUAACCGUCUGUGGGUGUGUACUGUCCUACUGCUAAUGUGUGGCCAGGUGGUGCUGUUUGUCUGUGAUAUGUCUAUAAGAGGAGCAGGUCAGCACCGACUUAUGUCUCUAGCCAGUGUCCAUCCGGCCGUAUGGGGUGUCGGCUUUAGCUUCCCUCUGGUCAUCCUUCUCAUCAACGAACUGGUUAAACGGCAUGAGGUCAAACUGUACUCUCGAUACCAGAAACGCACACGGCUCAACUUUGGUACAAAGCUUGGCAUGAAUUCACCAUUUUGAUAAGAUUUGUUGUUAAUGAAUGCAUCUUUCAACUUGUUAAAUACUUAACAAUGGAACAGCACAGAAACUGACUUGUGUAUUGGAAACUUGAGACAGCAUCAGGCUUAUGGUAGAUAUUGUGAAGCCACCUAGCGAUAUCAGCAAGGUUUUGUUGAUGGACCGACGUCAGCAGCCCACUACCAGAUGCUGGAAACAGACACAAACCAUGUUUUGUUGGUUAUUACAGGCAGGCUUAUUGGUCACUGUAUCCAAAUCGUCUCACUCAUUUAGUGUUAAAUCAUCUACUGCCCUAUAUUAACAGUGUCAGACCUUGGAACUGAUAAUGCAUGACCUUACAAACUGAACCAUGCCCGCAUCUUUUCCACCGGACUGCUAUAACUGUAUUAAUAUGACUUGUUCAGUCUGCAAUUGGAUGACCUUAUAAAACUUCAAACUCAAAGCUUAUAAAUGUAUUGAACUCAGAUUUAGAUUACAAUCUAUGUGAGGUACAUAAGACCAUUAUACUGUAGUUUUAAAGGGCAAUAGUUAAUGUUUACCACAAAUCAAUAUGAUAUCAUUGACAAAUUGAUACUUAAGGGUCAAUGUAUUACCAGGUACUUCGUUUAAUACAGAUGCUGUAAUCUAAGAUGCACCACAAAUUGUAGGUAGAGCAAGGUGUCGAAUCAAAACACUGUCUUAAUGAUGGUAAGUCUGUCUUUAACAUUAUAAGCAUUAUAGGCCAUUAUUCAGGAGAGGGCUUGUAUAGGCAUUACGCCUGUUGCCCAAUUCCUUUUGAAUUUGUAUAUGCUACAAUAUUCAAUAAAAUCUUUGUGAAAUUGUAAAACAGGCCCAUAUUAAAUUGAUUCAAUAAAAGAUAAUCUGGAAAUCUGCCCUUCCUGUGCAAAUCGUUCACUUCUUGUCAAUCUUGCUCACUUCUUGUACACAGUGUUAACUUCCUGUACACAGUGUUAACUUCCUGUACACAGUGUUAACUUCCUGUACACAGUGUUAACUUCCUGUACACAGUGUUAACUUCCUGUGCACAUGGAUUAAAUUCUAGUACUGUUCUAUAAUCUUAGAGCUAACCUUGCUGGGCUUUCUCCAGCUAAGUGCGGUACCUUGUACUUGACUUGAGAUUUGAUGAUGAUGUAAUCAUUGACUUGAGAUUCGAGAGAUGUUGUAAUCUCAUGGUAUACCAUGGCUUUACUGUUAUUUAAAUAUACAAAUUGUUUUUACAUUGUUUUUAACCUUAAGUUUGCAAUGCUGAUUUUAUUUAUGUAUAUUUCUGUAAGCCAAAGAGAUUUGAAACACAGCUGUUACAUCACUGCCAAGCAUUGUUUGUAAUACCUUAUCUGUAAAUGUUUGUACUCCAAAUCACUCGGUUAGUUGAUUGUUUAUACAUGUACUAUUAAAAUCCCAUCUAUACGUUAAUUGUUUAUACUCCAUAAUAACUCAUCCCUCAGCUGAAUGUUUAUACCAUUUAUAUUUGAUCUAUAACUUAUUUAUACUUUGAAUCACUAAAGUGUAAGUUAAUUGUUUAUACUCCGUAAUUACUCAUCCCUCAGCUGAAUGUUUAUACCAUUUAUAUUUGAUCUAUAACUUAUUUAUACUUUAAAUCACUAAGUUAAUGGUGUUCAUGUCCUUAUAGGUUCAUCAAUAUCCUAAUUGUUUGUGCAAGAUUACUGAAAGUCUUUGGUGAUUAUCUAUCUAACAAGAUCAUCCUAAUUAUUGGCUUCAGUGGUCUUAGAUAUUGUAAUACAUGUACCACGUUUUUACCAAAACCCAAAUACAUGUACCAUUACAUCAAUCACAAAAAAAAAUCUCAUUGAAAUCCAUUGCAGGUUUGUCAGAAGUAAAAACCCUUAUUGAUCAUCCAUUACCAGUUUGAUGUGAUUAAAAUCAAAUUAUAAAACUUCAAACAUCAGUCUAUUGUAUCAGAAACAAACAAAAAUCAUUGAGUUUACAUUGUCAGUCUGUUAUAUCGUAAAGAGUGAUCUCACCGACAUCUGUUACGAUCAGUCACAAAUGGAGUUUAGUUUGCUGUGUUACUCACUCCCAUCUAUAUCUGUGUUCUGAUUUGAUAUUUUCAUUUCUGUUUGUUGCAAUAAUCACAUCAUGUCAUAAUAUUUUCAUACCUGGCCUACAAUCAUGAAAAUAUUUCAGUUCCAUUUCAAAAUGUGAUUCAUACAUAACCGGUACAUGUACAGGUAUUAUAGUAAAUAUUUUAAACUUUUUUCCAAAUAUAUAUAUAUUUUUAACAUAUGAAAUUUGGACUUGGGUCUAAGACUGUUUUAUGAGCCUGAGGUCACAUAGAACAGAUAUAUUGUUGCCAAAACUCCAUUUCUUGUUCAAUGAGAGCUUCUGUUUACAUUAUACUGAUACCUGUACGAAGUUUAACCCAAUUAGCCAUGGCCAGCUCCUUCACUUGAAAUGUGUGUGUAAAAUGAAUGUUUGUUUAAUGUUUUGGAUGAGUCUGUGUGCCUGUACUGGUCUUUUGGACUGUCAUUAUCAGUCUCUCUUACCCAGAUAUACAAAUAUGAUUUAGUGUGUGGAUGAACUUGUGAAGGGUCAUAGAAAUAAUAUAAUGUGGUUGGACAAUACAUUGACAUAGAUAUUUAUUUUUCAUGUUUUUUACAAAAUUUAAAAUAAUAGAAGAAGAAAAAAGUUUUUUUUUUACUUGAU
Molecule: messenger RNA, 6882 nt
Organism: Mizuhopecten yessoensis (Yesso scallop)
Lineage: Eukaryota; Metazoa; Mollusca; Bivalvia; Pectinida; Pectinidae
Product: transmembrane protein 94-like
Exons: 29
Coding region: 130-4221 (1363 amino acids)
Source: RefSeq, a predicted model, not a curated record